GGCCCCGCUCCGGAGUAGGAAGCGCCCGUCGCUCCCGCCGUGGUCCCGUUACCGCCCGCCACCCUCGGGAGGAACUUGCUGCAGCCGCGUCCCCGCGCACCAUGAGCGCGCGCCUGCCCCUCGUCCUGCGCCAGCUCGGCCGCCCGCCCCGGCCCCCGGGCCCGCCGCGUCGCCUCCGGGAGCCCUGUCGUGCAGCCAGCGGCAGUGGCAGCCAGAGCGGCGGCCAGGAGGGCCUGAGCGGGCAGCAGCGGCCGCAGGAUGGUCCGGCCUGGAGCAGCCAGGGCCCGGGCAGCCCUGCACCUCCCGCACGGGACUCCAUCGCCAGAGAAGUCAUUCAGAAUUCAAAAGAAGUUCUACAUUUGUUGCAAGAAAAAAACCCUGCAUUUAAGCCAGUUCUUGCUAUUAUUCAGGCAGGUGAUGAAAAUUUAAUGCAGGAAAUAAACCAGAAUUUGGCUGAGGAGGCUGGUCUGAACAUCACUCACGUCUGCCUUCCUCCAGACAGCAGCGAAGAUGAGAUUAUAGAUGAAAUUUUGAAGAUGAAUGAAGAUACCAGAGUACAUGGCCUUGCCCUUCAGAUCUCUGAGGACUUGUUUAGCAGCAAAGUGCUCAAUGCCUUGAAUCCAGAAAAAGAUGUGGAUGGAGUGACAGAUGUAAACCUGGGAAAGCUGGUGCGGGGGGAUGCCCACGAAUGUUUUGUUUCACCUGUUGCCAGAGCUGUAAUUGAACUUCUUGAAAAAUCAGGUGCCAGUUUGGAUGGAAAGAAGAUCUUGGUAGUGGGAGCUCAUGGGUCUUUGGACGCUGCCCUGCAGUGCCUGUUCCAGAGAAGAGGGUCCAUGACAAUGAACUCCCAGUGGAAAACACCUCAGCUUCAAAGCAAGCUUCAUGAGGCUGACAUUGUGAUCUUAGGCUCACCUAAACCAGAAGAGAUUCCCCUUACGUGGAUCCAGCCAGGAACCACUGUUCUCAACUGCUUCCAUGACUUGCUAUCAGGAAAGCUUAGCUGCAGUUCUCCCAGGGCCCAUCUGAAUGGACUUAUUGCAGAAGACAACUUGGGUCUCCUCGCUGCAGCUCUUCGGAUUCAGAACAUGGUCAGCAGUGGACGGAGGUGGCUCCGAGAACAGCAGCACAGGAGGUGGAGACUUCACUCCCUGAAACUGCAGCCCCUGUCCCCCGUGCCAAGUGAUAUAGAGAUUUCAAGAGCACAGACUCCAAAAGCUGUGGACAUCCUUGCCAAGGAGAUAGGAUUGCUUGCAGAUGAAAUUGAAAUCUAUGGCAAAAGCAAGGCCAAAGUACGUUUGUCCCUGCUGGAAAGGCUAAAGGAUCAAGCAGAUGGAAAAUACGUCUUAGUGGCUGGGAUCACGCCCACCCCUCUUGGAGAAGGGAAGAGCACAGUCACCAUUGGGCUGGUACAAGCGCUGACUGCCCACCUGAAUGUCAACUCCUUCGCCUGCCUGAGGCAGCCUUCCCAAGGGCCGACUUUUGGAGUGAAAGGAGGAGCUGCGGGAGGCGGAUAUGCCCAGGUCAUCCCCAUGGAAGAGUUCAACCUGCACCUGACUGGGGACAUCCAUGCCAUUACUGCUGCCAAUAACUUGCUGGCCGCGGCCAUUGACACAAGGAUUUUGCAUGAAAAUACUCAAACAGAUAAGGCUCUGUAUAAUCGACUGGUUCCUCUGGUGAAUGGUGUCAGAGAAUUUUCAGAAAUUCAACUUGCCCGGCUGAAAAAACUGGGGAUAAAUAAGACUGAUCCAAGCAUGCUGACUGAAGAGGAAAUGAGCAAAUUCGCCCGUCUCAACAUCGACCCCACAACCAUCACGUGGCAGAGAGUGUUGGAUACCAAUGACCGAUUUCUACGAAAAAUAACAAUUGGGCAGGCAAGCACAGAGAAAGGGUACUCCCGGCAGGCGCAGUUUGACAUUGCGGUGGCCAGUGAGAUCAUGGCAGUGCUGGCCCUGACAGAUAGCCUCAAGGACAUGAAGGAGCGGCUGGGAAGGAUGGUGGUGGCCAGUGACAAAAACGGGCAGCCUGUGACAGCAGAGGACUUGGGGGUGACAGGUGCUUUGACAGUUUUGAUGAAAGACGCAAUAAAACCAAAUCUGAUGCAGACCCUUGAAGGGACGCCUGUCUUUGUGCAUGCUGGCCCCUUUGCUAACAUCGCUCACGGCAACUCUUCAGUGUUAGCUGAUAAAAUUGCCCUAAAACUGGUUGGUGAAGAAGGAUUUGUAGUGACUGAAGCUGGCUUUGGGGCCGACAUUGGGAUGGAGAAAUUCUUCAACAUCAAGUGCCGAGCCUCCGGCCUGGUGCCCAACGUGGUGGUGCUGGUGGCUACUGUCCGAGCUCUGAAGAUGCACGGAGGUGGACCAAGUGUAACUGCUGGUGUCCCUCUGAAAAAAGAAUACACAGAAGAGAACAUCCAGCUGGUGGCAGACGGCUGCUGUAACCUGCAGAAGCAAAUCCAGAUCGCUCAGCUCUUUGGGGUGCCUGUGGUGGUAGCGCUGAAUGUCUUCAAGACCGACACCCGCGCCGAGAUUGACUUGGUGUGCGAGCUGGCGAAGCGCGCUGGUGCCUUUGACGCAGUCCCCUGCCAUCACUGGUCGGUUGGUGGAAAAGGGUCGGUGGACUUGGCAAGGGCUGUGAGAGAAGCUGCGAAUAAAAGAAGCCGUUUCCGGUUCCUGUACGACAUCCAGCUUCCAAUUGUGGAAAAGAUAAGAGCCAUUGCCCAGUCUGUUUAUGGAGCCAAGGAUAUUGAACUCUCUCCUGAGGCACAAUCCAAAAUAGAUCGUUAUACUCAACAGGGCUUUGGAAAUUUGCCCAUCUGCAUGGCCAAGACCCAUCUCUCUCUGUCUCACCAGCCUGAAAGGAAAGGUGUGCCAAGGGAUUUCAUUCUACCCAUCAGUGACGUCCGGGCCAGCAUAGGUGCUGGGUUCAUUUACCCUCUGGUUGGAACGGAGGCACGUUCAGCAAAUGACAGUGUUAGCAUGAUGUGCGGGUGUAUUUGGCUGUCUGAUGUCAAAGGUCCUCCAUGGAGCCAGAUGAGCACCAUGCCUGGACUGCCCACUCGGCCCUGCUUUUAUGACAUAGAUCUUGACGCAGAAACAGAGCAAGUCAAAGGUUUGUUCUAAUGUAAGCCGAUCUGCACAGGACCUGAUCCAGGCUCCUGAAACACAAACGACUCCUUGCCUUUUCACUGCACUUGGAGAAGGCAGUGUCUGCGAGCUAUGCUUGUUACGAAAUGUUGGAGAAAUGGUGGCACAGGCCAAAGACUUCGUUCAAGUCAUCUUGCUGAUUUUAUUUGCAGCAGAGUGUAGUGUUCAGCAAGAGGACCUCCACUGAGUUUGAAAGGAACUAAUUUAUUUUCUGUUUCUGAAGAGUUUACAUUAUUUCCCACUGCUUAUACUUUAGGAUGUUUAUUUUAUGAGGACUAAGGGAUUACAAGAGUGUGAACUAAAAGGUAACAUUUUCCACGA
Messenger RNA from Heterocephalus glaber (naked mole-rat), 3464 nucleotides. It is a transcript of the gene Mthfd1l, whose product is annotated as methylenetetrahydrofolate dehydrogenase (NADP+ dependent) 1 like. The record is from RefSeq and is a predicted model, not a curated record. Gene Ontology annotation, molecular function: formate-tetrahydrofolate ligase activity; ATP binding; methylenetetrahydrofolate dehydrogenase (NADP+) activity. Gene Ontology annotation, cellular component: cytosol; mitochondrion. Gene Ontology annotation, biological process: tetrahydrofolate interconversion. NCBI's taxonomy places the organism in Eukaryota, Metazoa, Chordata, Mammalia, Rodentia, Bathyergidae.